This is a messenger RNA of Bacillus rossius redtenbacheri, 1652 nucleotides long. It is a transcript of the gene nmo, whose product is annotated as serine/threonine-protein kinase NLK. Gene Ontology annotation, cellular component: cytoplasm; nucleus. Gene Ontology annotation, molecular function: MAP kinase activity; ATP binding. The record is from RefSeq and is a predicted model, not a curated record. Lineage: Eukaryota; Metazoa; Arthropoda; Insecta; Phasmatodea; Bacillidae. Gene Ontology annotation, biological process: intracellular signal transduction; protein phosphorylation.
AUGGGGCAGAGGGCCGUGACGGACCCCAGGGACGGCCGCCGGGUGGCGCUCAAGAAGCUGCCCAACGUCUUCCAGUCGCUCGUGUCUUCCAAGAGGGUGUUCCGGGAGCUCAAGAUGCUGUGCUUCUUCAAGCACGAGAACGUGCUGUCGGCUCUGGACAUCCUGCAGCCGCCCCACAUCGACUUCUUCCAGGAAAUCUACGUCAUCACGGAGCUGCUGCAGAGCGACCUGCACAAGAUCAUCGUGUCGCCGCAGCACCUGUCGGCCGACCACAUCAAAGUCUUCCUCUACCAGAUUCUGAGAGGUUUGAAGUAUCUGCAUUCGGCACGGAUCUUGCACAGAGACAUUAAGCCAGGAAAUUUACUGGUUAACAGCAACUGUGUACUGAAGAUCUGCGACUUCGGGCUGGCCAGGGUGGAGGAGCCGGACCAGGCCAAGCACAUGACGCAGGAGGUGGUGACGCAGUACUACCGCGCGCCGGAGAUCCUGAUGGGCGCCCGCCACUACUCGGCGGCCGUCGACGUCUGGAGCGUGGGCUGCAUCUUCGGCGAGCUGCUGGGGCGGCGGAUCCUGUUCCUGGCCAGCAGCCCCGUGCAGCAGCUGGAGCUGAUCACGGAGCUGCUGGGCACGCCCUCCCUCGAGGACAUGCGACACGCCUGCGAGGGCGCGCGCAGCCACAUGCUGCGCCGGGCGCCCAAACCCCCGUCGCUCACCGCGCUCUACACGCUCUCCUCGCAGGCCACGCACGAGGCCGUGCACUUGCUGUGCCAGAUGCUGGUCUUCGACCCCGACAAGAGAAUCACGGUGGUGGACGCGCUGGCACACCCCUACCUGGACGAGGGCCGCCUCAGAUACCACUCCUGCAUGUGCAAGUGCUGCUACACCAUGUCCGGGGGCAUGCGGCAGUACACGGGCGACUUCGAGCCGGUGGCGCCCCACGGCUUCGACGACCUCUGGGAGAAGAAGCUCACCUCCGUGCAGCAGGUCAAAGAGGAAAUGCACAAGUUCAUCGCAGAGCAACUGAACACGAGUAGGGUGCCGUUGUGCAUUAACCCUCAGUCUGCAGCUUUCAAGAGCUUUGCCAGCUCGACGGUUGCUCACCCAUCCGAACUGCCCCUCGCCCCACCAGUGGGAGUGACGCCACUCCUACUCUAGUUUGCAAUUGUGAAACUGUGCGGCCAACCUAUCACGGCUUGGCCGCGGGAACGAACCGAAACUUUGGCCGGAGUUUUCACUCUUCAUUGGGUUGCCAAGCAUUCAGAGGAGUGGUGCAGCGCGACUAACUUGUUCUGGCCUCUUCCUCCCUCGGGACUCACUGCUUGGACUGUGUAUAACACUGUGGAACUGCAUGUGUAUGCGCAUGUGUGCAUCUGUGUGCAUGUGUGUUUGCGUUUCGGGAUGCGUGCCACGCCAUCUGAAUGUGUAUCUAGACACCAUUAUGGAGACCAAUUCUACAAAGUGCCACUUCACGUUAAAUAACUUCAUUCCCCAGCCGAAGGAGUUCAAAAAAUAAUAUGCUCUUAUGCUUGUAAAUUACCACAGAAAUAUGUACAUCGAUAGAAUACAAGAAAAGUGAACUAUUUAGACUGUGAAAAUUGACUGUUGAAAUGUGUAUUUUAUGUAAAUAAACUUAUGCCCAAAAUUGUAGAAAA